This is a messenger RNA of Parasteatoda tepidariorum (common house spider), 2316 nucleotides long. Lineage: Eukaryota; Metazoa; Arthropoda; Arachnida; Araneae; Theridiidae. The record is from RefSeq and is a predicted model, not a curated record.
AUGUCCUUGCGGCUCAUGGAUGAAGCCAGCAGCACUGAUUUACCCUCAAUAAUGCUGUCAUCAAACCAAUAUGACAAACUUUGUGAAACAUUUCAGGCUAGAUUGGAUGAACUACUUUCCAAAGAAAUGACCGAACUUUAUGCCCAGUUUUCACACCUUUUUACGUCUUUUAAGAAGACAUUUAUGUUCGGCUUAAAGCUAUCCAAUAAGUUAUUCGAAAUCGAAAGUCAAAAUCGAACCCUUGAGCGAAACAACAAUGAUCUGGAAAAAGUAAUUGAUGAGCGGGAUGAAAAGAUCAAGCAGUUAGAAGAUAGUAUUCUAAAAGUAGAUAGCAUGAGAUUUGGAAUGGAAUUACAGGAAAAAAAGUUCCAUAAAGUAAUAGAGGAACUAAAAGAAGAAGCUGUUAAAGAGAAGAUGGCGUACGAAGAACUUUUGAAAUCUCAAUCAGAGGGAGGUGCACGACAGAAACUAGAAGAAGCAAAUACAAAAAUCGAACUCUUAAAUCAAGAAUUACUCUUCGAAAGAAAAAGAGAGGAGAUUUUACAAAAGCGGUCUGAUGAGGAAGACAAAGUUGGAAAAGAACUUAAACAAGAAAUUAUAAAUCUCCAGAAAAAAUUGAAAGACGAAAGCCGCGAAAGAAUAAAUGCUGAAUCCAACAUCUACAAGAAAGAUCGAGAGAUUGAAAAGCACUUGAAAAUGGCUGAGUCUUAUAAGGGGGAAAUUGAAAAAAUUCAAUUUGAAAAUGAGGGCUUUAAAUCACAUAAUGAGAGUCUUUCCGAAGAACUUAGAAGAAUCCAGAAAAGUCUUCAAGAAAAAAAUAAAACAAUAGAACAGCUGAGUAAGAAUUUGGGUUCUCAGAAAUUUCAUUCUCUUAUAUUCAAGCGAAUAAAACAAAACUUGGAACAAGAUGCUCAAGAGAAAAAGGAGCAAAUAUUAUCUCUUAAGUUUGAACAGGAAAAGAACUCUAAAAUGAAGCAAAAUUUAAAUCAGAAAAUCAAAUUUUUGGAACAAAGGAAUGAGGAACUCCGGAAUUCGAUACAACGUAUCAGACAACAAUAUGAUGCGAAAAAUACGAAGAAAGAAUUCAUCGUGUCUCAAAGUAACAUGGAAGACGAAGAUGAAAAAGUAAUUGCUCUUCGUAAAGAAAUUCUUCAUCUAAAAGAAGAUCUUUCUAAAGCUCAAGAAGCAAUUGAUCUCAGUGCUUCAAAAGCCAUCGAAAGAGACAAUCAAAUUCAUGGUUACAAAAUCGAAACAAAAAAGAACGCUGACGAGAUAAGCAAUCUUAAGCACAAUCUACUCAACUCUGAAAUAAAAAUAAACAAUCUGAAUUUUCAAAUCAGUCGCCACCAGAAUGCUGAAAAGUCCUUGAUGGGUCGAAUCAAAACACUGGAGCAACUUGAAAGGGAGGCUGAAAUUCAUAUUUCCAAACUAACAAGACAAUUAAAGAAAACACAGGAGGGUAAUAUAUCACUGCAUCAAUCAGAAUACGAAGCUCGUAAGGAUUCUCACAGCACCAAAGAGCAAAUGGAUAAUAUCGUGUCUUCCAGGAAAAUUUUAUUGCAAAUGGUUUCUAAACAAAGGCUCACCAUUUUGGAUUACGAAGACAGUGUUUCGAUGCUCAAAUCUGAAGUAGAACAAGCAAAAAAUAAGUACAAUAAGAAUAAGUCUUUGGUGAAAAUACUUAAGGAUCGAGUUGCUUCUUUAAGCAAAGAGCAAGGCAUGCUAAGAAAUGAACUGGAUAAAGUUCUGAAAAGCUUAAAUGAGAAAGAUCGUGCAAAUCAUAGUCUGGAGCAGAAGUUAAACUUUUCUGCAGAAAGUAGGCAAAUAUGUGAAGCACAAUUAAAUGAAAAAAUGCGUGAAGUAGAAAAUAAGGAUGAAAAAAUAAGGCUUUAUGAGGCGGAAAGGGCCAAUUUGGUGAAAGAUCUUCUCCAAAAGGAUGAUGAUAUUAAACUUUUGAACUUUAAGUGGCGAAUCGUGGGAGGCACAGAAGAGGACUUGACUGUCAAGAUCUCAACUCUACGAAAGCAACUGGCGAUGAAGAUUGACUCCCUGAAGGCGAAGGAGCAGGAGCUUCAAGAAAAGGAUCAAUUAAUCAAGGAGUUGAGGAGUGACAUUCAAAAAAGAUCUGAGUUAAUGUCCGAGGAGAAGCUGUGGUUGUGUCAGAAGAAUCUAAAAUCGUGCAGGGAUCAAGUAAAGAGUCUCGCAGCGGAGAGAAACAUGUACCAGUCACAGAUGGAGAGAUACGAGAGAGAAAAAGAUCAACUGACUGAUGAGCUCAGGAAACUGAAGAUGCUAAAUUACAAAAGAAAUAUUUAA